AUGGAUACAACCAAAUUAUUGCUGCAGGACUUGUUCUUAAAUUACUCCAAAGAUGUCAUCCCCGUUAAAAACCAAUCCAAACCAAUAACUGUGUACAUGGACCUAAGCUUGGUUUCUAUUAACGACUUCGACGAAGUAGCAGGGACGAUCGCGAUAGUAGCAAUCCUACAUAUUUCCUGGAAGGACGAAAGUUUGGUAUGGAAUACCUCAAUGUACGGGAACACAACGCUGCUGACAUUCCCCCAGACUAAACUAUGGCUACCAGAGAUGUUUCUACUCAACCCCGUCGACUCUAAUGAACCAAUUAGCAACACACAUUUCAAAGUUACGGUAGCCAACACUGGAAAUGUUUUGUGGCUUGCUGGCGGAUUGUUUAAAGCAACGUGUACACCCGAUAUUUCCAAAUUUCCAUUUGACCAACACACCUGUACUCUAGAUGUGAGUCCAUGGGGAUUUUCUUCUGAGCAGGUGACGUUGGUAAUACCGUCACCAACUAUUCAUUUCCCAUUUUAUUCCAUGAACAGUGAAUGGGAUGUAAUAGGAUCUAAUACAACAGUUUGGUCGGACGCAUUUCCAAUUGGAAAAUACUCUAUAACUAUCAAGCGACGUUAUUUGAAUUUCGUGGUCAGCGUGGUGAUUCCCAUAAUCAUGUUAGCUCUCGUGAACCCGUUUGUGUUUGUUCUACCAUUUGACUCUGGAGAGAGGGCGUCGUACAGUAUGACAGUGUUACUGGCCUUCACGGUGUAUAUGACAGUGGUGAGUGACAGGAUGCCGGCCUCCUCCUUCCCCAUAUCCUACCUGGCCUACUAUAUACUGUCCAUGCUCACUAGCAGUGUUCUCAUUGUAAUUGUCAACAUAUUUCAAACCCGAACGUACGGUAAAGACGAUGCCGUCCACUCCGUCCCACGAUAUAUUAGCAGAUUUAUAACGUUUUUUCGGUGGAAAUUCAGAAGUAACAAAAUUCAUACUAAAGAACAGAGUUUGUCAGUACAAGUCAGCGGGGAAUGCAAAACAGUAAAGGAUGGAGAAAAUGUCCCUCAACUACAGAAACCAGAGUCGCUCAAUAAGACUGAACCAUUGGACGAGAAGAUGUUUGAAGUAGAGAAUAAAUCGAAUAAUAAGGCAUAUUCACCGACGUGGUAUGUGGUAGCAAAGAUAGCGGAUAUGGUAUACUUUGCCAUGUUCUCGAUUAUAACAGUCGUUGUAACUAUUGCCCUUUUCGUAGUAAUUACUUCAUAA
Messenger RNA from Pecten maximus, 1239 nucleotides. RefSeq names its product acetylcholine receptor subunit alpha-like. Gene Ontology annotation, molecular function: transmembrane signaling receptor activity; extracellular ligand-gated monoatomic ion channel activity; neurotransmitter receptor activity. NCBI's taxonomy places the organism in Eukaryota, Metazoa, Mollusca, Bivalvia, Pectinida, Pectinidae. The transcript has a single exon. The record is from RefSeq and is a predicted model, not a curated record. Gene Ontology annotation, biological process: regulation of membrane potential; monoatomic ion transmembrane transport; nervous system process. Gene Ontology annotation, cellular component: membrane; neuron projection; synapse. The coding region runs from base 1 to 1239 and encodes 412 amino acids.